AUGUACAACUUGGUUGAGAAAUACAUGAUACACGGCCCGUGCGGUCAUGCGAAUUUGAAUUCACCUUGCAUGAAGGAUGGCGUUUGCACGAAGAGGUUUCCAAAAAAGUUUGUACAACGAACCGAGGCCGACCCUGAUGGUUACCCGGUAUAUAGGAGGAGGGAUGAUGGAAGAACGGUUAGGAAGAAGAAUACUAUUCUUGAUAAUGGAUUUGUGGUUCCCUACAACCGUGUGUUAUUGAGUAAAUACCGAGCCCACAUCAAUAUCGAGUUGUGCAACCAGAGCAAGUCAAUAAAGUAUUUGUUUAAGUACGUCAACAAGGGACACGAUCGUGUCACGGCAACACUUUUCCAACCUCCAUCUACGGACGCCGGUCCUGCUGUUCGUGAUGAAAUCAAAAUGUAUUAUGACUGCAGAUAUUUGUCUGCGUGCGAGGCAAUAUGGAGGAUAUUUGCAUUUAAGAUACAUUACCGAGAUCCACCCGUCAUUAGAUUGAGCUUCCAUCUCCCCGGCAAUCAACCGGUUGUAUUCAAUGAGAACCAAUCAUUAAAGAGUGUCUUGGAAAGGCCAACCGCGAGGCAAACCAUGUUUUUGGCGUGGUUCGAGGCGAACAAGACCUACCCACCAGUUAGGGAGUUACGGUACGCAGAGUUUCCCCAACAUUAUGUGUACAAGGAUGAUUCUCGAGUGUGGGUGCCAAGAAAGAAGAGGUUUGCCAUUGGAAGAGUCACCAAUGUGCCCCCGACAAAGGGAGAAGACUUUUAUCUUAGAUUGUUGCUCAACGUCCAAAGAGGGUGCAAAAGUUACGAAGACAUCAGAACGGUAGGUGGCAAUGUUUAUGCGACGUUUAGGGAUGCGUGCUAUAUUUUGGGGCUGUUAGAAGAUGACAAGGAGUACAUUGGUGCAAUUAGAGAGGCAUACGGUUGGGCAAACGGACACUUCCUCAGACUGCUUUUCGCUGUUAUGCUGCUUUCUAAUAGUUUGAGCAGACCGGAACAUGUUUGGGAGAAAUGUUGGUCCAAUUUGUCUGAUGAUAUUACAUACAAGCACCAGAAAUGUCAUAAUAAUCCAGGUUUGAUUCUAUCGGAUGAUAGUUUGAAGAACUACGCGCUGAUAGAAAUCGAGAAGAUCCUACAGAGCAACGGCAAGAGCUUGCGGAAUUUUGACUCUAUGCCGAUGCCACUAGAUUCGUCGAUGGAUGACACGGAGAACCGAUUAAUGCUCGAUGAGUUGGACUACGAUGUAUUUGCGAUGGGUGAAGAACUGAAACGAUAUCUUUCUUCUAUCACAGAUGAGCAGAGAAGGGUCUACGAUGCCAUCAUGGAUGCUGUGUCGAAAAAUUGUGGCGGGAUGUACUUCCUCUACGGUCACGGAGGUACCGAAAAGACAUUUAUAUGGAGAACGUUGUCCGCUGCUGUCCGUUCGAAGGGGGAAAUAGUUCUUAAUGUUGCUUCGAGUGGCAUAGCAUCGUUGCUGCUUCCCGGUGGCCGGACCGCUCAUUCUAGAUUUGGACUCCCCAUCAUUGUGCACGAUGGUUCCACCUGCAGCAUUACACAGCAGAGUCCACAAGCAGAAUUGCUUAUAAAGGCGAGGCUCAUUAUAUGGGACGAUGCACCAAUGAUGCAUAGAUAUUGUUUCGAAGCGCUUGACAAGACCUUGCGAUCUAUCACGCAUGUUCCCAAACCAUUCGGUGGCAAGGUGGUCGUUCUUGGCGGAGACUUUAGACAUAUUUUACCCGUUGUAUUGAAGGCAUCAAGGCAGGACAUUGUUAACGCUACGAUCAACUCAUCUCAGCUUUGGGAAGACUGUAAGGUUCUUAAGUUGCAUACGAAUAUGAGGCUUCAAUCAAGUUCCAAUCCAUCGGAAGUUGACGAAGUAAAGGAGUUUGUUGAUUGGAUACUGAGUAUCGGUAAUGGGGAGGCGGGAGAGCAAAACGAUGGUGAAGCGUCUGUUGAGAUUCCCGAGGACAUGCUAAUUCCCGAUUCCGAAGAUCCAUUAUUGGAGUUGUUGCAGUUUGUAUAUCCGGAUUUGUUGAGUAACAUAUCAAAUCCCGAUUACUUCCAAGGGAGGGCGGUGCUUGCGCCGACUAAUGACUGCGUUGAGUUUGUCAACGAAUACUUAUGUUCCCUCCUUCCCGACGAAGAGAAGUUGUACCUCAGUGCGGAUAGUAUGUGCAAUGAUGAGAUGAGUUCGGAAGAGAAUGCUCAAAUUUAUACGACCGAAUUCCUCAACACCGUGUCUUGCUCCGGUCUCCCUUCACAUAGGCUGAAACUCAAGGAAAAUGUUCAUGUUAUGCUCAUACGAAACAUCGACCAGGCGAGAGGCCUUUGCAAUGGAACCAGACUUCAAGUUGUUAGAAUGGGAACUCAUGUUCUUAGCUGCAAGGUUCUAUCCGGCAAAAAUACCGGUGAUGUUGUUUUCAUUCCUCGGAUGACGUUGGUCCCGUCAAACUCUACUCUGCCAAUUAAGUUCCAGAUGCGACAAUUUCCACUGAUGAUUUCCUUUGCAAUGACCAUCAACAAGAGUCAGGGUCAAACACUUUCCCACGUUGGUUUGUAUCUACCCAGACCAGUAUUCAGCCACGGUCAGUUGUACGUUGCACUCUCGAGAGUCAAGAGUAGAUCUGGAAUAAAGAUCCUAAUCAAGUCCGAAUCCGGUGGGUUGUCGAGUUCAACUAGCAACGUUGUUUACAAAGAAGUAUUUCAGCGCAUAUGA
This is a messenger RNA of Erythranthe guttata (spotted monkey flower), 2715 nucleotides long. The record is from RefSeq and is a predicted model, not a curated record. Lineage: Eukaryota; Viridiplantae; Streptophyta; Magnoliopsida; Lamiales; Phrymaceae.